UACAAGAGCUUGCUAAGCGCUCAAUGAGCGGCCAUAAUAUUAGUCACAUUCAACAGAAAAAGCUACUUAGUAAAUACUUAGUGAUUAUUACUUAUGAUUGAGGUAUUAUUUUAAACUUUUGACAGAUCCAAGAAAACGAAUCAAUCAAGAACAAUAAUCACUAAGUGCUUAGUAAGCAGCUUUUCCUGUUGAACGCAGCCGAUGAGUGAAUAUUAUGUCAAUGAGAUAACAAAAACACUUAAAUUUGUUUGAAAUGAAUCUGGAUAAUCAUAAUGAUUGUAACAAUGACUAUGAUGAUGAUAAACCCAAAACACCACUAGAAGAGGAUUGUUGUGGUAAUGGUUGUGUACCAUGUGUCUUUGAUGUUCACAAAAAACUAUUAAAUGAAUGGGAAAGUAGAAAGGCACAAAAUGUAAAAGUUAAAACAAGUAGUAAUUUAUUGUCUCUUUUAUCCUAUAAACCAUUUGUUAUUACGGAUAUAUGUAAAACUUCGGAAGACUAUAUUUUACUUCAUUUAGAAUAUAAAGAGAGUAAAAUACAAAAUGGUGUGAGUUUACAUCUUAUACCUGGCCAAUAUGUUAUGCUACAUUCUUGGUGCAUGUCUCGACCAUACACACCGAUUUCAUGGACUAGAAGAAGUUUGAUUCUUCUGAUAAAGGUAUAUAAACAAGGCAAAUUUAGUACAUGCUUAAGAGAUGUACCACUGGGUAGUAUAAUUGAUAUUAGAGGUCCAUAUGGAGAUUUUAAAUAUGAAAAUAACAGUUUUCAACAGAUCAUCAUGUUCAGCAUUGGCUCAGGGAUAGCUGCACUUUAUCCUAUUGCAAAAACAAUUAUUGAUGACGAAACAGAAUUAACAAAAAUACACCUCAUUGCGGGAUUUCAAUCUAUCAUACAUGUUCCUUUAAAAAAAGAGUUGAGAUAUCUAACAGAUUAUUGGAAUUUUAAAUGUACAUUACAACUGUCACAAUCAAAUGAGGAGACAAUUGGUCCUCAUGGUCUCAAUAUAAAAAUCGGUCGUUUGAAUAAAUUAGUUGUUGCUAGUUAUUUUCAAUGUAAUGAUAUAGAGACAACAUUGAUUUUAAUAUGUGGGACUUCAGAGUUUAAUCAAUCUAUGAAAGAAUGGAUCCAAGAAAUGAAUUAUACUCACAUGUAUAUAUUUGAAUAA
Messenger RNA from Harpegnathos saltator (Jerdon's jumping ant), 1165 nucleotides. RefSeq names its product NADH-cytochrome b5 reductase-like. Bases 254 to 1165 code for a protein of 303 amino acids. Lineage: Eukaryota; Metazoa; Arthropoda; Insecta; Hymenoptera; Formicidae. The record is from RefSeq and is a predicted model, not a curated record. The transcript has 5 exons. Gene Ontology annotation, molecular function: oxidoreductase activity.